Messenger RNA from Trichechus manatus latirostris (Florida manatee), 1662 nucleotides. It is a transcript of the gene MMP16, whose product is annotated as matrix metallopeptidase 16. Gene Ontology annotation, biological process: proteolysis; extracellular matrix organization; collagen catabolic process. Gene Ontology annotation, molecular function: metalloendopeptidase activity; zinc ion binding. Lineage: Eukaryota; Metazoa; Chordata; Mammalia; Sirenia; Trichechidae. The record is from RefSeq and is a predicted model, not a curated record. Gene Ontology annotation, cellular component: plasma membrane; extracellular matrix. The transcript has 10 exons. Bases 1 to 1662 code for a protein of 553 amino acids.
AUGAUCUUACUCACAUUCAGCACUGGAAGACGGUUGGAUUUCGUGCAUCAUUCGGGGGUGUUUUUCUUGCAAACCUUGCUUUGGAUUUCAUGUGCUACAGUCUGCGGAACGGAGCAGUAUUUCAAUGUGGAGGUUUGGCUACAAAAGUACGGCUACCUUCCACCGAUUGACCCCAGAAUGUCGGUGCUGCGCUCUGCAGAGACCAUGCAGUCCGCCCUAGCUGCCAUGCAGCAGUUCUAUGGCAUUAACAUGACAGGAAAAGUGGACAGAAACACAAUUGACUGGAUGAAGAAGCCUCGAUGUGGUGUACCUGACCAGACAAGAGGUAACUCCAAAUUUAAUAUUCGUCGAAAGCGAUAUGCAUUAACAGGACAGAAGUGGCAGCACAAACACAUCACUUACAGUGAUGGAAGUGGGCCAUCCUAUCUUGUUUUGUCUUCAAGUGAAGGAUACCUAAGGGAUUUGAGUGUCUUUCAAGCUUGUGUGACAAUUGCUGUUCGUGGAAGUGUUCAUAUUUAUUCAUUGAACUACUGCUUAUUGAAUCCCAGAAAUGACUUAUUUCUUGUAGCAGUUCAUGAACUGGGACAUGCUCUGGGAUUGGAGCAUUCCAAUGACCCCACAGCCAUCAUGGCUCCAUUUUACCAGUACAUGGAAACUGACAACUUCAAACUACCUAAUGAUGAUUUGCAAGGCAUCCAGAAGAUAUAUGGUCCACCUGACAAGAUUCCUCCACCUACAAGACCUCUACCAACAGUGCCCCCACACCGCUCUAUUCCUCCGGCUGACCCAAGGAAGAACGACAGGCCAAAACCUCCCCGGCCUCCCACCGGCAGACCUUCCUAUCCUGGAGCCAAACCCAACAUCUGUGAUGGAAACUUUAACACUCUAGCUAUUCUUCGCCGUGAGAUGUUUGUUUUCAAGGACCAGUGGUUUUGGCGAGUGAGAAACAACAGGGUGAUGGAUGGAUACCCCAUGCAAAUUACUUACUUCUGGAGGGGGCUGCCUCCUAGUAUUGAUGCAGUUUAUGAAAACAGUGAUGGGAAUUUUGUUUUCUUUAAAGGUAACAAAUAUUGGGUGUUCAAGGACACUACUCUUCAACCUGGUUACCCUCAUGACUUGAUUACUCUUGGAAGUGGAAUUCCCCCUCAUGGUAUUGAUUCCGCCAUUUGGUGGGAGGACGUUGGCAAAACCUAUUUCUUCAAGGGGGACAGGUAUUGGAGAUAUAGUGAAGAAAUGAAAACCAUGGAUCCUGGCUAUCCCAAGCCAAUCACAGUCUGGAAAGGCGUCCCUGAAUCUCCUCAGGGAGCCUUUGUCCACAAAGAAAAUGGCUUUACGUAUUUCUACAAAGGAAAGGAGUAUUGGAAAUUCAACAAUCAGAUACUCAAGGUAGAACCUGGAUAUCCCAGAUCCAUCCUCAAGGAUUUUAUGGGCUGUGAUGGACCAACAGACAGAGAUAAAGAAGGACACAGCCCACCAGAUGAUGUAGAUAUUGUCAUCAAACUGGACAACACAGCCAGCACUGUGAAAGCCAUAGCUAUUGUCAUUCCCUGCAUCUUGGCCUUAUGCCUCCUUGUAUUGGUUUACACUGUGUUCCAGUUCAAGAGGAAAGGAACACCCCGCCACAUACUGUACUGCAAACGCUCUAUGCAAGAGUGGGUGUGA